AUGAUGAAAAUUUGCAAACACAUUGUCAGGGGUACAGCAAAGGACACACUUCACAGCUGCCCGUCCUCCGACAUUCUCCGUAACAUGCGGGCGAAGCCGCAGGCGGAAACUAGUGUUAUAUGUAUUCAUAACUUGAAUGUUAACAUUGAAAUAAAUAAAGACUUAUUAUCGCAACCAGUGAUAAGCGAGAAUGUAAGAGAGUCCAGACAAUUAAAUUUUGCUGAAUGUUGUCCCUGUCACGAGUCUCAAAGAAGUGCUGAUUACGAUGUUAUGGAAGCAGCUUCCACUCGCGAUAGCUGUCCUUGUCAGUCGGCAUCAGAUUCAGAAUCUGCCCCGUCAAUCUUCACACCUGCAGUUAGAGCAGUUGAACCAUUUACGAGAUCAGGUGAAAUAAAAGCUCCUAAUCCUCUGCUGAAACCUGAAGUGGGACUAGCGUCUUCUGUUUUAGAAACCUUACAGGAGGUCACGGAUCAAGAAUAUCAAGAAGCAUUGGUUAGAGACGCUACAAGAACUGCACUUAAUGAUAGAGAGGAAAACCUGUUAGAACAAGAAAUUACUAACACCCCGAGAAAUAUAGUUAACAUUAUCUUGCAACCAAAAGAUGGACAUACGUUAGAUGACGUAAUGCCAGAAGCAUCGCAUAUGCAAGAAACACGUUGUGUUCAUCCACCUUUAGAAUACUUAAAAAAUUCCAAACAAAAAAAUAAUUCACCGAGUGCUAUGAAAGAAACCGAUAAAAAAUUCGAAGAUGUUUCAUUCUCACCAAGUAAUCUUCAAAACCAUUUCUUACGAAAUAAUGAAAGAAUACACUACUUACCUAAAAGUUCUAAAUCACUGUCACACGAAGAAGACUUGAUAAAAGAGAAUCUUAAUUCAAAAGAAAAGUAUUUAAAUGAUGAGUUAAUUGAAACACAAAAAGAUGUUAUGCCGGAAGAAGCCAGUCUAUGGAAUCCACUCUCGGACACGAAUUUAGUAAAACCAAAUAAUGUAGUAACUAAAGACAAUGAAAAAAAUGAUUGUGAAGUAAACCUUUCUAAAGAAAACAUCCAAAGAGGAACAAAAUAUAGUGUCGAAAAUAUGGAUGCAGAGUCUAGUCCGACAGAACUAAAUACGAAUAUAGCUGAAAAACCUAUUAAUGAAAUAGGCGCAAAAGAUAAUUAUUUAAAUGAUGAUUGGAAAGAUGACACAUUCAAUAACAAAAUACCAACACAAGCUCUUAUUAAAGAAACCGUACCAGUAAACAACGAUGUAACAGAAAUGAAAGAUAAUAAUGAAUUAAUGGCUAAAGAUGUAGAAACCGAUAACCUUGAAAAUGAAAGUAGCGAUGGACACUCAUGUGACGCCGAGGAGGCGGGAUCGAGUGAUGCCAUUAAAAUUGCUAAAAUUCCACAAACAAAGGACAAAAAAAACAGUGUCGAUAAUGUCAAUGAUAUUGAUAUUACAGAAUCGAGUACUUUGGAAAUACCUAAAAACUAUACCGAUGAAAACAAUAAUAAUAUUAGUAAAAAUAUAAAUACUCAAGAUUUACAGGAAAUGUCAGAUCGUAUUCUUAAUUUAAGUUUAUCUAAUGAAAAGUCAGUAGAACCGCUGGAACCGGAUACUACGGUCAAUAUAAAUGACAAUACAGAUGUCAUUAAAAAUAUAGAUAACGAAAUGUCUCCAUCGGAAUUAUUUAAAAUGGAAGAGCCAUCACUUUCCUCAUCAAAUUCACUAUUAAAAAGUUCUGAUGAAAUAGCAGAUAUAUCGGAUACAUUUAAUGAAAUUGACAAAAAUCAUAAUAAAGUUAAUAAUGAUGCAAUCGAUGUAUCUAGAAAAAAUCCUUGUGAAAGUAUGACACCCAAAAUUUCUGACAAUACCGGAGUAAGCUCAUCAAAUGAUCAAGAGAAAGAAAUGAUGUCACAAGCUAGUAGCCCUUAUGAAAACAGAAUUCGCCAUACUAAUCAAGAUUUUAUUGUUCAACCAGAAUCGGAUAUAAAUGUAAAAGAUAUUCUGGAUAAUCUUAAGUCUUCAUUAUCAGAUAUUUUUAAUAAUAAUGAAAAUAUAAAUAGCAACAAAGGCACCAAAAGCUAUGCACAAACAAGAACUCGAGGUGAUUUAUCAAAUUGGGAUAAAAACAAUCAUCAAACCAAUCACUUAAAUUCUUAUAAAGCUAAAGUAGCUAGUCCGGAUUCACUUAAUUUAAAAACAGUACAAUCACAAUUAAAUAAAAAUCGAGAUACUUUGCAAAGACCAUUUCAAGAUGAUUCUGAAGUUAGGUCAGCAAAGGAUGCUUUUAGAAACAUAAAAGAGUCAAUAGAUGAUUUUAAAAGAUCACAUAAAACAAAUCAGAAUAAUUUAUUAGGCGAGUCGCAUACGCCUCAAAAUAUUCUUUGGACAACUUUACGACCAAAUAAUAUAGAUAAAAGACUACAAGAUUUCCAUUCAGAUUUAAAGGACAGAUUUUCGCAAGUGUCACAAAGAAUACCAGAUAUUUUGCCCUUUGAUGACAAGUCUAAUUUACUGGCAAAAUAUAAAAUAAAUAAUCUCAAUAAUCCAAUAAAAAGUAAUCCGAAAUAUCAAGUCAAAAGCAAUGAUUUACCAAAAAGCAAGAUAAAUUUGGCAUUAAAACCACAUACAUCGCAAUCAAUUUUAGGUUCAAGUAAGAAGGGACUAUCGAAAUCAAAUUUGCAACAAAAAAUAAAUCUUACUCCGAAACCUUUGGGUGCAAGCUUGAGACAAUUUGAAGAUCCUAUACAGUUGGGCCAUAAAUUUGAGAGUAAAACUCCCCUUAGAAAGGAAAUUAGACGUAAACCAUUGAAAGAAAACAAAAUUACCUUUUCUUUUACUACACCUCGCCCGCAAAUAACCAAAUUAAGACCAAAUCAGAAAAUAUAUAAUAAGCUUACACCAGAAACUUUGCGAUCGUUGUUUAAGUUACCAAAAUCGUCAUAUAAAUCUCCAUUACAAAAAAGUCUUGAACUAAAGUCAAAAUUCAAUCCUGAUGAACUGAAACAUUCAGCAAGUAACCAAUUUACAUCGCACAUUGAACCAGAUAUGAAAUUGGGUAAUCCCAAAACAGCAUUUUCUUCUUUAGAAGAAUCAAAGAUAUCACCGACAGUUAGUGAUUUAUGUGACGAGAAUACUUAUCCAAAGAUUAGUGAUUUAUCCUCAAAAAAUAAUCCAGAAAGAUCUGAAAAUGUAUUAAUGACUAAAAUGAGAGAUGCCGGCAAAGCAAAAGAUAUGCUAUCAGGUGCUCUACCAGAUGCAAAGCCGUCAGCUUCUAAUAAUAGAAAUACAGUUACAUCAAGUUUUACAGAUAGAUCUUUAAAGGAAAACGUUUCAUACAAAUGUAAGAUGAUUUGUUUUGAGGAUAAUGAAGAUUCCGAAUAA
Messenger RNA from Nymphalis io (European peacock), 3369 nucleotides. RefSeq lists its product as uncharacterized. NCBI's taxonomy places the organism in Eukaryota, Metazoa, Arthropoda, Insecta, Lepidoptera, Nymphalidae. The record is from RefSeq and is a predicted model, not a curated record. The transcript has 8 exons. The coding region runs from base 1 to 3369 and encodes 1122 amino acids.